GGCGACAGCGUCGGCGGUGAUGGGUAGAUGGGUCCUUGACUUGAAUGUGAUAGGCCUCCCUUUACAAUCUUGGCCUCACGCACGUUGUGAUGACAAGUGUGUCUUUGCUAAGAAGUCAUGUACUCUACGCGAGGCCAUGAUGUAUCAAUGAUACGACCAUGGUCGAAUCAACAGCAACGUCAGCGCGAGCGUGGCUGGUUGAUUCCAUAAGCAUUGGCGAAUGAUGCGCGAUCUGCAUCCCAGCAUGCUGCUCCACCAGCCAAGCACCCCCGCGAACGUUCUUGUGGAUGCAUCCACAGCUUUGUUCUGUGCUGUUCCACGCCAUCGUCCAUCGAACACAAUUUCUCACGUUUAUUAUUCCCAUUUUCAAGUCGCAACCCAUUCUCCAUGUACACGUUGUACUAUUCGCCUGCGACAGCAAGCAUGAUCGUACAUCACAUGCUCAAGGAACUGCGCGUUCCCCACGAGCUCCGUCUCGUGGACAUUGAUACCGGGGCACAGAAAGACCCAAAGUACCUCCGCUUGAACCCGAACGGCCAAGUGCCGACACUGGUGGUCGACGGGCGGCCCAUGUACGAGGCCGCGGCGAUCACGCUGUUCCUCGCGGAUCGCCAUCGCCGACGACGAGCGCCGCGCCACGUAUCUCAGUGGAUGUUCCACUUGGCCAACACGUUGCAGCCGGCCUUCCGCCUGUGGUUCUACGCGAAGGACCUCCCCCACGUCGAUCACGCCACCGUUAAGGCCGACGUCCAAGCGUGCAUCGAAGCUGUGUGGGACCGCGUGGAAUCCCAUCUCGUCGCGGCGAAUUCGUCGUACAUGCUAGGAGCGUCCGUCUCCGCCCUCGACCUGUACCUUGUCAUGCUCAUGCGGUGGUCUAGAAACAUGCCGAAACCAGCGACGGAAUGGCCGCGGGUGGCGAGUGUCGCCCAUCGCGUCAAAGAAACCACAAGCUGGAAGAACAUGAACGCCGCGGAAGGCAACACCGACUGGCCGUAGAUGUCAGACAUCUAAGUGCAACGAGCACUUCAACCCGUGCAUCAUUCAUGGCCA
Aphanomyces astaci is the source of this 1050-nucleotide messenger RNA. RefSeq lists its product as hypothetical. The record is from RefSeq and is a predicted model, not a curated record. Bases 388 to 996 code for a protein of 202 amino acids. Lineage: Eukaryota; Oomycota; Saprolegniomycetes; Saprolegniales; Verrucalvaceae. The transcript has a single exon.